Messenger RNA from Fusarium pseudograminearum CS3096, 2289 nucleotides. RefSeq lists its product as uncharacterized. Bases 1 to 2289 code for a protein of 762 amino acids. The transcript has 2 exons. NCBI's taxonomy places the organism in Eukaryota, Fungi, Ascomycota, Sordariomycetes, Hypocreales, Nectriaceae. The record is from RefSeq and is a predicted model, not a curated record.
AUGGAACAAAUAACACCCUUCGACACCAGUAAAUACAGUGCAGAACGCGCAGCCAUUGCAGCCCGACGCGUUUUCUUGUUCUCCGGCAAGUGGCCCCACGAGCUCGUCAAAGACCAUUCACCGCACAUCUGGAACGUCAAGUUAUCCGAAGAGUUCGCCACGCUUGUACGUCUCUCGGUUGAGUCGCACAAGGUUGAACUCAGAAAUGUAUUGCAGAGAUUGAAGGAAAUCACCCUCAAACACCCCAAUGAAGAAACCAAAUGCUUGAAUCGAGAUGAUAUUUCCGAGGUUCGAGACUGGCUGCGCACAGAGGGAGUUGAUUCGCAUCCACGGUUCCCUCGGAUAUCUGCUGGUGAAGAGGACAGAAAUGACGCCAAUGGAGUACCAUCGGUGGCCGCCUCGGCGAUUCGCGCGGGAACUGCUAAUUUCAGCGAUAUCACCAGUGACAGCAGUCUAGACUUCAAUUAUUAUAGUUCGGACGAUGAAGAAGCUAACGAGUCAUCAACUAUCCAAAUCAAAUCCGAAGACGAUGCGCCUGUCGCACCAAGACCCAACCCCGUCACCAGGCCCUUUUCUUCAAACCCAUCAUCUAGUAGGGCGAGCGAACCUGGCCCUUCCGCCUCACAACCUCCCUCUAGACCGAAUGCUCGAACCGGAACGACACCGUCUAGCAACACUGCUCCAUCAACCCCACUUCGAGUCAGUGACAGUGUAAAUGCCCACUUUCAAGAAAGCCUUCGAAGAGCAGCCAUGACCAACAGCGCCUCUCGACCAAGGCUUCAAGCCAGUCCCUCAAGAUCAGUUGCAAGGCCAAACAACACUAGUCAGGCUGGGCCUUCUACACCUUCGCGUACCACGCCCAACCACCAAGCAAGUCCUUCACUCAACAGGCCAGCAGCAUCCGAGCCACGCCGCAAUGCAUCGUCGGAUAGAAGUCAAGUCAACCAGUCGACGCAGAGCACAUCUCAACAACAGCCAUCCGCUACUAUUAACCCCCCUAGGCUUAAUGCUCAAGCCUCAAACAACCCUGUUCCCAGAGCUCUAAACACACCAGUCGCAUCGGCUUCUUCAUCAAAUGUUGCCUCAUCACCCACAAGAGCCCGGGAGCCCCGUUCUACCACAAACCUUAGAACCGCGCCAAUCACGGAUGUUCCAACUGGGUCUGCGCUGCAUCGUCUCGAUGGAUCAUUUGAUACUUACAGACACGCCCGUGGAAAUGCGUCCUCAAGUGCCUCUUUGGAAAUAGGCACAUCCGGCAUUUCAACACCUAAUAGGCCAGAUAUCCAAUCCAACGUCGGCUCAACAAGCUCCAACUCAACGCCAGCUACUGCUCGCCCCCGACACGAUAUCCAGCCACCUACACGCCAGACCCACGACCUCCCUCUAAGCGCAGUGCUGAAUCCCGAUGUUUCACGCAAGCGACCUCUAGAACCUACGACACCAGUCACUUAUCAGACUCCAGAACGCCCGGGGGCUUCAUCCGCGGCGCCAGGGAUAAACUCGGGUUCCUCAAACGAACACCCACCUCAAGCAGGGACAGGGAAUGCCACUCGGGUCAAUGCGGCAUCUUCAUCACAACCCGCUCCUACUUCUCGCACACAAGCGCCAAACGCAAUGCCGGCACAGACGAACUGUUCAUGGACUAUCGGGAACGCUAGAAAGAGACAAAGAUUGAAUGAUCCUACAGGGCGGAGCAUACGUUUAGAUGACAUAUCGGAUUUUGAUGCUACAUUGCCGAAUGGAGAAUGUUUCAAAAGACAUCUUCGAGAAUGGCGCGCGUGGGCAGAGCCUCACGCUAAGAACAUCGAUCAAAAACUGGUAGAAAUUGUCGGACAUAUUCACUCAGUCAGCAAUCUCUAUCAAACCAACAGCGCCAAGCGGGAAAACGCAAUAAACCAGAUCGAAGCCGCCAAGCAAUCGCUAGAGGAGAACCAAGCAGUGAUUACCAAAAACCGCAAGAUCAUCGCUGUUCUGGAGGAGGAAUCCCAAGGGGAUGUAUUAGCCCAAGAAUAUCUCGACAAACGCAAAGGGCUACUGAAAGAGCACGAGCUUGUGCACCGGUCAUUCCAACACGAACUUACAUCGGCUCAGACUAUCCUCGAGGAGAUUGACUUGCAACAUCCUACUCUUGAAAGGAGACUCGGUGAGCUUGUGGAAGAUGAGGCUACGCUCAGAAAGAAAAAGAAGUCAUUAAGUUCAGCGAUAAAGAAAUGGGAGUUUCAGACAGAUUUAAUGGAAGCUGAUGGGGGUUGGGCCAAGGCAAUGGGACGUUGGUCAGCAGGCGCAUAG